UGAAUUUACUCGUUGAAAAACAACAUAUGUAAACACUAUUUUAGAACAGACAAGAUGCCUCUUAUUGUGAAAGAUUAUUCAUGGGAGCAAACUGACAAAGUUCUUUUUAUAACUGUUCCUUUGAAGGGGGUUAAAGCAAGCAAGGUCGACAUAUUUUCUUCAGAGGAAUACUUGAAGAUCAGCUACCCUCCCUACCUGUUUGAAUGUUUCCUGUAUGCACCUGUGCGGGACACAGACAGUGUGGCCCAGGUAGGAAAUGGUGCUGUCAUCUUUAAACUGCUGAAACAAGAUGCCGACAAAUGGCCUCAACUGCAGUCGGACAUUAUAGGUGAUAAAGAAGCCAUGAAGAUGAAGAGAGAAGAAUCUUUUGCUAAGGCUGAAGAGAGAGCAAAGGUUGAGAAAAAGAUGAAGGAUGAAGUGAAACGAGAAAAUGAACAGUAUGCUCUGAAAGAAAUCAUGAAGGCAGAGGAAGCUGAGAGAGCUCGAGUAGAGGAGGCAAAAGAGUCAGAGCGACGGAAGGCCACAGAGGAGCUGGAGAAUUGGAAAGAGGAACAAAGGCAGGCAGCAGAAUUGGAGAAGCAGAGAUUACUUGAGGAGCGGCGAAAGGAAGAGGCUUUGGAAAGGGAGAGAAGAAAGGUGGUUGAGAGGCAGCAGCGCAGACAAACACGAGGCAAGAAGGCAAGCAUAUUUGAGGAGAAUGCAGAGGGCGCCCCGCGUCGACAGGUGGGGAAGAUCGAGGUCUCAUUCACAGAGCGCGCAUUUCCAACACCUGAGAGGGAGUCUUGCCGGCCCCUAGAAGAUGAGUGGUUGAAAAAGCAGGCAGAGGCACGCAGGAUUGUGGAGCUUGAGGACGAGAACCUGACAGAGGAGGAACGUAACCCAGUCUGGCUCCGGGACAAGGGAAAUGAGUUCUUCAAGGCUGGCAAUUUUGAGGCAGCAGUGAAUGUCUACACCCAUGCCAUCAGACUGAGUCCAAACCUGUACUCAUGUUACUCAAACAGGGCAGCUUGCCAUCUGAAGAUGAGGAAUUUCUUCAAAAGUAUAGAAGAUUCUUCAAAGGCACUGGAGUUGUUGGUGCCUGCAGUGCAGCAGAAUGCAGACAGCCGUCUGAAGUGCCAUGUACGGCGGGGCACAUCUUUCUGUGAACUGGAGAUGUAUGUGGAAGGUCUGCUGGACUAUGAGGCUGCCCUCAAGAUUGACCCCAACAAUGAGCAGCUGAAGGCAGAUGCGGAGAACAUCAGACACAUCAUACAAACAGAGACGGUCAGCUGAGAGACACCUGAAUUAAAACCUAGAUUGAAUCUUACAAUAUCAUACUUGUGAUGGCUGUGUUUAAAUGCAAGGAAUGCAUGUCUUUUUUUGUCUUCCAAGUAUGCAUGUUAAAUAAACAACAUGACUGAAA
Molecule: messenger RNA, 1402 nt
Organism: Mya arenaria
Lineage: Eukaryota; Metazoa; Mollusca; Bivalvia; Myida; Myidae
Product: dynein axonemal assembly factor 4-like
Exons: 11
Coding region: 55-1272 (405 amino acids)
Biological process (GO): inner dynein arm assembly; cilium movement; outer dynein arm assembly
Molecular function (GO): protein binding
Source: RefSeq, a predicted model, not a curated record